Adineta steineri is the source of this 2058-nucleotide messenger RNA. Lineage: Eukaryota; Metazoa; Rotifera; Eurotatoria; Adinetida; Adinetidae. The record is from the annotation of a GenBank genome assembly.
AUGGGUGCACACAAAUCGAAGGAGAAUGUUACAACAACACCAAAAUCAACAGCAUCAUCAAAUAUUCGCCGACAACGUAUGGCACAAAACUACCUUCUCAUCUGGGUAGAUGCCAGCAUCGACGAAGGAAAAAAGGAUUGCCAAGACACACUCACUCAAUUGAAAAAUUUGGUCAACGAUGUCAACUUAUGUACGGAAUCGAAACAAUGCAUCGAAGUACUCAACAAAGUUGACAGGGAACAAGCCUUUGUCAUAACAUCAGGCUCAUUAGGUCAACACUUGGUUCCUGAAAUUCAUGACAUACCACAACUAGAUGCUAUUUACAUCUUUUGUGGUGACAAAUCCAGACACGAAGGAUGGACUCAAAACUGGACAAAAAUCAAAGGUGUUCAUACAAAUAUCAAAGAUAUUCGCCAAGCAUUACAAUUGGCGGUUAAACAAUGCGACCAAAAUGCAAUUGCCAUAAGUUUUCUUACGGUAAAUGACAUGGCUUCAACUGAUAAUUUAAAUCAGUUGGAGCCAACUUUCAUGUAUACUCAACUAUUCAAGGAGAUUCUCCUUGAUAUCGAAUAUGAUGGCAAGGCAAUCAAGGACUUAGCAGUUUGUUGCCAUGAAGUUUUUGCUGGCAAUUCAACUGAAUUAAAGGUUAUUAAUGAAUUCGAAUGUGAUUAUCGUCCAGAAAAAGCAAUAUGGUGGUAUACACGUGAGUGUUUUACAUACAAAAUGCUCAAUCAAGCACUUCGAAUGAUGAAUGCUGAUAUAAUCAUUAAUAUGGGCUUCUUUCUACGUGAUGUACAUCGAGAAAUCCAACAGCUGCAUGAACAACAGGUUAGUAGUUAUGGCCGCAAACCUUUUAUAGUUUAUCGAGGACAAGGUCUUAUGAAAUCAGACUUUGAAAAAAUUCAGAAAGCAAAAGGUGGUCUUAUGUCAUUUAACAAUUUCUUGUCCACAAGUAAAGAUAAAGAAGUGUCCUUUCCUUUUGCUCGAGAUGCUUCAACAGAACCAAAUAAAAUUGGCAUUCUUUUUAUAAUGUCCAUUGAUCCUUGUUUGAAAUCAACACCAUUUGCCUCCGUCAAAGAAGUGAGUUAUUUUAAGCAUGAAGAAGAAAUUCUCUUCUCAAUGCACACCGUGUUUCGAGUGAAUGCAAUCAAACAAAUGAACAAGAAUAAUCAACUUUAUCACGUUGAAUUAGAAUUAACAUCGGAUGAUGAUCAACAACUACGAUCACUUACUGAUCGGAUACGAGAAGAAGCUAGUGGUAGUACUGGAUGGAAAAGAUUAGGUAAAUUAUUGCUUACAACUGGGCAAUUUAAUAAAGCUGAAGAACUUUAUAAUGUAUUACUCGCACAGACAUCUGAUGAGGGUGAAAAGCUGCAUUAUUAUAAUCAGCUCGGAUAUAUCAAACAUAAACAGGGUGAUUAUAAAAAGGCUAUUUGGUAUUACGAAAAAGCACUUGAAAUGCGACAAAAAACUCUUCCUUCAAAUCAUCCUGAUUUGGCUACUUCAUACAACAACAUCGGUAGUGUGUAUGACAAUAUGGGAGAGUACUCGAAAGCACUUUUACAUUACGAAAAAGCAUUUAAAAUUGAUCAAAAAACUCUUCCGUCAAAUCAUCCUGAUUUGGCUACUUCAUACAAUAACAUCGGUUUGGUGUAUGACAAUAUGGGAGAGUAUUCGAAAGCAUUUUCAUAUUACGAAAAAGCACUUGAAAUCUUCCAAAAAACUCUUCCUUCAAAUCAUCCUUCAUUCGCUGCGUCAUACAACAACAUCGGUAGUGUGUAUGACAACAUGGGAGAGUACUCGAAAGCACUUUCGUAUUACGAAAAAGCACUUGACAUUUGUCAGAAAACUCUUCCUUCAAAUCAUCCUAAUUUGGCUAGUCUAUACAACAACAUCGCUGGUGUAUAUUAUGCUAUGAAACACUAUUCGAAAGCACUGUCAUCUUUGGAACGGGCUCUGGACAUCAAACAACGUACAUUACCUCCAAUUCAUCCUAGUAUUAAUGAUGUGAAAGAGAGUAUUGAAAUUGUAAAAGAAGAAAUUAGAAAGAAUAUUUGA